UGGUUUACAUCAGUCGACGGAGAGCGGAGAUCGAACGAGGUAGUGCGCGCGCGUCUCUUCGGUGAGACCGUUUCAUGUGUUUUUACUUCAUCCAUCCAUCCAUCCAUACCUUUGGCGGUAGUUGGUGCAUGCGUGUCCGACCGAAUUCCGGUGGUGGCGAAGAACCCGUUUGGAGGUUUGUGAAUAGCUGCUGCUGCUGCUAUUGCUGAUGGUGGCCAAUGCGCCCGGUUGUUCGCGUGUGAGAGUGUAUUGGUUGGAACGGUGUUUGGAUUUUUAAUAGUUGGGGCUCCAACCUAUUUAUUUGCGCAUCGAUCGCGUGGAGGUUUGAGGAGUGGUGGACGGUGUGGAGAAAUCGGAAGUCAAUAGACUCCGCGGGUAUUUACGGUUCCCGCUACGAUCGCGGAGAAGAUGACGAUGAUGGGGUGACCUACGAAGACGGGAGCGUUGUUUGGAUUGAGUCGUGUUGUUUUGGUUAGCAAUUAGUGUGAUCGAUGGAAAAAAGGUGAAGAGUGCUGUAUUGUUCAGUAAAAGCCAGCCAGCAGCGUGAUCGUGCAAGAACAAAGAAGAGAGCCGCGUUGAUCGCUUGCGACCGUGGCUUGUGUAGUGUGCAUCGCAGUUGCAUGGUGUCAAUGAAACGACUGAAGAAAGUAAUCGAGGAAGUGCGUGAUUUACGGCUACAGCGCUAGCCAGAUUGUGUUUUCGAGCGUGGUUCGCUCUCCGCUUUCUCCGUUGAUCAUGUCCUCGGGGAAACGAUCGAGCUCGGAAUUGACGGCUUCCGCUCCGGUGGAAGAGGAACGUCCGCAUAGUUUCUACGACAACAUCACCGCCGGAUCAUCCUCCGGCACAAAGCCCAUCCAGAUACCGGAUAUUCAGUUCAAGUUCGAUGACGAGAUCCCCAUUACGACCGAUCCGCGACGAUCGGCACUGCUGAUGAGUAAUGCCAAGUCGGACUUUUUCGGGCUUCCCCAGAUCCCGCCAGCGGUCGAGGAAGCCACCGCUGACGCAUCGAAAGAAGAUCAAACCGAUGAGACUCAGCGGUUGAUCGCCGACCACGAUCGAAGUACACCGCCUGCUACGAUCAUACCUCAGCUGCCGUCUUCCCCUGCGUCCACCGCCAGCACGGCUCCGGCGCGAUCAACAGACUCCCCGGGCCCCUCGGAGUCACCCAAAUCCCGUCCAGUUUCGAGCCAUCGGAACAUCACCAUCAAACUGCCGGAUGCCGGAACACCCUCCGAGGCCGUCUACAUGACCACCACCGUGCCGCAGAACUUCUCCAAAAACGCCAGCACCCUGAUAGGGCGGCACAAACCCACCCGCAGCAGUUUGCGGCACAGCCGGAUGCUGGUCGUGAACAAAGCCGUCCCGCAGCGUUACCCGAAAGGUAACUCGCUCAACCUCAAGCACAUCCGCCUUAGCCGGCUGCUGAUGGUGCUGGAGAUCGUCGUCGGCACGAUACUUACCCUGGUGGGGAUGACCAUCAUCGUGUGGUCACCGAACACCCAAACCAAGGACAAUCCCUACUGGGCGGGGAUGAUUCUAACCUUGUGCGGUUCCUUGUUCCUGAUACUGUUCGAUUUCAAGCGGCGGCCGUCGAAUCGGUUGCGGGAGAACUUUUUCAACUUUAUUCGGGUGAACGCGAUGGUCAUCCUGCUGUUGACGAUCUUCUUUACCAUGUUGGCGUUCAUCUACGCGAUGAUUCACACGACUAAUCUGAGUUCGGAGCAUCUGCGAUGCGCACCGGAAUACCGGUUCAACGUGAACUCAUCGAGCUGUGUGUGCUUGAUCGAUACCCGGGGGGUAUCGAUGAAGGAACAGGAGGAUGUGGCUGCCAGUGAGCUGAGAGGUGGGGAAGAGAUGGAUGAGGACGACGAGAGGAGGAACGGAACGGCGGCGGCCGGGAUCAGUCGGGCCCUGGUGAGUGGGUUCGAUUUGAGGCGAGCUGGAGAGAUGCUGGAGCAGGAAGGCGUCAUUUGGUUGGAGUACCGUGACUUCAACUGCAGCGAGGUGCUCAGCGUGUGGUACUACAUCGCGCUUUCGUUCGCGAUCCUCAGCAGCCUGGGUUGCCUGUUGGCGUCCAGCUUUCUGGUGAUCUACGGCAUCGAGUGCCAACGGCGACACGAGCAGGAACAGAAAUACUUCACCGUUCGGACCAACGGGGAUGCUCCGACGUCUUCCAGUAGGGUGGACCAGAGGAGUAGCGAGGAGAGGGAGGCAGUAACGACAACCACGACAACGGGAACGGCAGUUCAGGACUCCGGUGGUGGGUCGACUGUGACCAACGGAGGAAACAUGACUAGCGUAAGGGAAGAGGUGGAUGCCGAGACUACGACGGCAUGAUGAGGGGGAGGGGUGGUGACUGUUCGAAGGUAUUUGCAUUAAAGUAUUACCGAAAGGAAAUGGAUUCCUUUUUAAGUGGAUUAAAGAUUGAGAAGUUUCAAAAAUAUUCGACCCUUUGAAGAAGGUCUUAAGAUUUAUU
This is a messenger RNA of Aedes albopictus (Asian tiger mosquito), 2476 nucleotides long. RefSeq lists its product as uncharacterized. The record is from RefSeq and is a predicted model, not a curated record. Gene Ontology annotation, cellular component: sarcolemma; dystrophin-associated glycoprotein complex. Bases 736 to 2337 code for a protein of 533 amino acids. NCBI's taxonomy places the organism in Eukaryota, Metazoa, Arthropoda, Insecta, Diptera, Culicidae. The transcript has 4 exons.